Molecule: messenger RNA, 3690 nt
Organism: Closterium sp. NIES-67
Lineage: Eukaryota; Viridiplantae; Streptophyta; Zygnematophyceae; Desmidiales; Closteriaceae
Source: the annotation of a GenBank genome assembly
AGCACACGCCACAACCAUCACUGAUCAGGGCACGCGGUGCGGAUCUGUUGGAAACGGAAAUGGCACCACCCUCGGCGUGAAUGAUUCGCGAUUCUCGUCGUCGCGAAGCUGCUUCUCGCGCUCGUCGAUGUAACCCGAGAUGCUGGGUCAAGCUCCUUUAUCUUCGGGCAUUUCGAAGUAGGGAUACCCUAGCAAGCUUUGGCCGGACAAGUACCCAAGCCUCACCGAUCGGUUUGAGUAGUUUCCGGCAAAGCUGGUAGAACAGGUCCAAGAAAUAGGGGUUGCGACAUCUUUUUUUUUUUGUAGACUAAGCCUUCCAGUAUCUGCUGUUGGCGCCGCGAGUUCCGCUCUUGUGGCUUCGGGCUCUCGUCUCGCGACGCGCAUACCCCGACCGGACACCAGCAAGCCGCGUCGUAGACUAGCAAGCGUCUAGACCAAUCGGGGCGUAGGCGGCGUACACGUGUAGUUUCCUUAUUGGGGUUCUAACAGACGUAGCCGGUAUGUCUGCCGCAGCCGGCGGUGACGGCGCGGCGCUGCCACCUGUCAUCCGGCGGUUGGACGAGGCGGUGGUGAAUCGCAUCGCGGCGGGCGAGGUGAUUCAACGGCCGGCGUCGGCCGUGAAGGAGCUGGUGGAGAACAGCCUGGACGCGGGCGCGCGGAGCGUGGGCGUGGUGGUCAAGGACGGCGGGCUGAAGAUGAUGCACAUCACCGACGACGGCCACGGGGUCCGGCCGGAGGACCUGCCGAUCCUGUGUGAGCGGCACACGACGUCGAAGCUGCGGGAGUUUGAGGACCUGGAGAGCAUCGCCACUUUAGGGUUCAGGGGCGAGGCGCUCGCCAGCCUCACGUACGUCUCGCACCUCACCGUCACCACCAUGACGGCCGGGCAGACGCAUGGGUUCAGGGCGCAGUACCGCGAUGGUGAAAUGCAGGGCGAGCCCACCCCGUGCGCGGCGGUGAAGGGCACUCAAGUGCUGGUGGAGGACCUGUUUUUCAACGUGGCGGCGCGCCGCAAGGCGUUCCGCAGCUACAGCGAGGAGUACGCACGCAUCCUCGACAUUAUCAGCCGCUUCGCUAUUCACAACCACGACGUCUGCUUCUCCUGCAAGAAGUACGGUGAGGCGCGCACUGACCUCUUCACCCCUGGUGCUCCCAGGCAGGCAGCAGAGGCGGGUGGGGGGGAGGAAAGCAGUGAGGAGGGGCGAUCGGACGAAGAAGGGGGCGAGGCAAAGGGGGCAGAAAGGAGGAAGGAAAGGGAGGAGGCAACGGGGAAAGAGGGGGAGAAGGAGGAGGAAUGGGAAAAGGAGAAGGAGCAGGAGGAGGAGAAAGAGGAGGAUCGCAGGAGGCGGCAGCUAGAGGCGAUCAGAGCAGUCUAUGGCGCUGCAGUGGCCAGAGACCUGGUUGCAGUUGACGCGAGGCGAGGGGGGUGGGGAUUGAAGGGCGGGAAAAAGGGAGAGGGAGAGGGUGUGAGAAAGGGAGGGGAAGGUGUGGAGAAAGGGGACGGGGGGAGAGAAGAUGGUGUGAGGUUCUCUAUGCGGGGGUUCAUUUCGUCGGCCAACUACAGCGCUAAGAAGACCACCAUGGUCCUCUUCAUCAACAACCGCCUAGUGGAGUGCUCGCCCCUGCGCAAGGCGUGUGAGGCCACGUACGCCGCCAUUCUGCCCAAGGCCGCUCGCCCCUUCCUCUACUUCUCGCUCUCCCUGCCGCCGCACCACGUGGACGUCAACGUGCACCCCACCAAGCGCGAGGUGGGGUUUCUGAACCAGGACGACGUGGUGGCAGCGGUGCAGCAGGCAGUGGAGCGAGCCAUCCUCUCCUCCAACCACACGCGCACCUUCUACACCCAGACCAGCCUCCUCGCCGGCCCCACCCCUCCUCCUAAGCCCCCUGCUGCUGCUGCUGCUGCUGCUGACGCCUCCCACCCUGAUAGUGCCUCCUCGCCCGCCACGAAGCACCGCUCCCCCAAACUCGCCUCCCCUGCCUCUCAGAGGCCGCCCGAGCAUCGCCUUGUGCGCACCGACGCCCGCAUCCCAGCCGGCCGCCUCCACGCCUUCUUCUCCCACCGCCCCUCCUCUUCCCAGCCCUCGCCCUCGCAACCAUCCUCCUCCCAGCCAUUGCUGUCCCAACCAGGGUUGUGGCAGCCACUCCUUUCGAAAACGCCCUCCUCCCACCCCUCUCACACUCUCGCCUCGGAACGGGCAACAGGCAUUGAAGGAGGUGGAGACGAGGAGGGGGGGGAGGAGAAGGGAGGGGAAGGAAGGGGGGCAGACGGUGGGGGGGAGAGAGGGGCGUGUGCUGAUGACAUGGAAACGGAAGGAAGGGAGGCAGCGGGGGGUGGAAGUGGGGAAGAGGAGGGCGUAAGGGAGAGAAGGGAGGCUGGGGAGGCAGAAGGAGCGGGGGCUGCACAGGCGAGGAACACGAGUGCAGACGUUGUUGCUGGCCCUUCUGUUGUUGCAGCAGCUGUAGCAGGUCCCUGUGUGCAGCUACAGGCGAGGCCAUCUGGCAGCAGAGAGCAGGCUACAGCCGACAGCUUGGCUGCCACAAGGCAGGCAGUGAGGAAGAGGCGGAGUCUGAAGGGGGCAGCGGCAGGGGCAGGAGGGGUGGGGGGGAUGGGAGGCAUGGGAGGGGAGGAGCGGCUGACGAGUGUGGAGGAGCUCAUGGAAGGGAUGGCAGCGAGCACACACUCAGCCCUGUCGGCUCUCAUAACGGACUGCACAUACGUGGGGAUGGUGGACGACAGGCGCUUGCUGCUGCAGCACUCAACGUCGCUCUACCUUGUUGAUGUCGUCAGCAUCAGCAAGGAGCUGAUGUGGCAGCAGGCGAUUCGUCGGUUCGGCCGCUUCAACUGCAUGACUCUGCAGCCACCUCCACUGCUCUCGCACCUGCUGCUGCUGGCGCUGGAGGAGGAAGAGAGGACGGGAGGGUGGACGCCUGGGGAUGGAUCCAAGGAAGAGAUAGUGGAGGCGUCAGUGCAGCUGCUGCAGUGCAAGGCGGAGAUGCUCUCCGAGUACUUCGCCAUCACCAUCUCCCCCGACGGCCACUUGCUCUCCCUGCCCUUGCUGCUCGACCACCACACACCCGACCUCACGCGCCUUCCGUCCCUCACACUCAGUCUCGCUAAUGAGGUGGAGUGGGACGAGGAGAGGGCGUGCUUCGCCUCCCUCGCUGCUGCCUUGGCCGACCUCUAUGCCUUCCAUGCACCGCUGCUGCCUCGCCCCUCCAACGCCCAGGGAGGGAAGGGGGCGGGGGCAGGGGCAAGUGGGGGGGGAGGGGAGGGGGGGCAGGUGAGGGGGGAGGGGGAUGGGGAUGCCAGCAGGAUACGGAAAGAAAGGGGUCCAGAAAGGGCUGUAAGUGCUGUGGAUGUGGGCGCUGGUGGCGAAGUGGGAGUGAGUGAAGAAGGUGAGGGUGAAAAGGGGGCGAGUGAGGGGGUGAGUGCGGGGGAGGUGGAGGCGAUGUGGCGGCAGUGGGAGUGGAGCAUCCAGCACGUGUUGCUGCCGGCGCUCAAGUUCUUCCUCAAGCCGCCCAGGCGCAUGGCCAGAGAUGGCACCUUCAUCAAGAUUGCAUCACUUGAGAAUCUUUACAAAAUAUUUGAGCGCUGUUAAGUUUUUUGAGGUGGUACAUUGUGGAUAUAUACCUCCUGAUUCCCUGUACAUAGAUCUUAUGUGCUGCAACUUCAAUUAUAAUAUUUUG